GCGUCUGACGGCGUGACUGCCAAGGCAGUAGUAUACAUGCCCGGACGUGGAUGGCCGCCGCGGUGGACCAAAGUCAGAGUUCUCCUUCCCCGCCGCAGCCACCUUCCAGUCCAUGCUGCCUGUUAUAAAUACGUCACACAGUGAAGGUCCUGGUUCUUCCAUCAGAUCCCCUCUUCUCUCUCUCUCUAUUCUUCUUGCUCUAGCACUCUGCACUGCUCUGUUCUUUCCGGCUAACACCGGCUACGCCCACCCCACGGCGGAUGGAGGGCGUCGAGGAGAUUGUCAUCGCCGGCGCCGGGCUCGCCGGUCUCGCGACGGCCCUGGGGUUGCACAGGAAAGGGGUGAGGUGCGUGGUGCUGGAGUCGUCGGCGACGCUGCGUGCGUCGGGGUACGCCUUCACCACAUGGACCAACGCCUUCCGCGCCCUGGACGCCCUGGGCGUCGGGGACAAGAUCAGGGAGCACCACCUGCUCUACGAGAGGCUGGUGGCCUUCUCUGCAUCCACGGGUGAGGCUGCCGCAAAAGUGAGCCUAAAGAUGCAGGGCAAAAGCGGGCCUCACGAGAUUCGGUGCGUGAAGCGCAACUUCUUGCUGGAGACGCUGGAGGAGGAGCUGCCGGAGGGCACCAUCAGGUACUCCUCCAAGAUCGUCGCCAUCGAGGAAGAGGGCAACGUCAAGCUGCUGCACAUGGCCGACGGCUCCAUCAUCAGAGCCAACGUUCUUGUGGGGUGUGACGGAGUGAACUCGGUGGUGGCCAAGUGGCUGGGCCUGCCCAAGCCGAUCCUCUCGGGGCGGUCCGCCACCCGGGGCCUCGCCGAGUACCCGGACGGGCACGGCUUCGGGCCCGAGAUGCUGCAGUUCAUCGGGCAGGGCUUCCGCUCCGGCGUGCUCCCCUGCUCCGACACCUCCGUGUACUGGAACUACACCUGGUACCCGUCCCCGGCGGACGGGGACGCGGAGGAGAGCGUGGACAAGAUGCGGCGGCACGUGCUGGCCAGGCUUCGGGCCGCCAAGAUCCCCGCGGAGGCGCUGGACGUGGUCGAGCGGGGCGAGAUGAGCGAGGUGGUGUCGUCGCCGCUGCGGUUCCGGUCCCCGCUGGCGCUGGUCCGGGGCAGCAUCUCCAGGCGCGGCGUGUGCGUGGCCGGCGACGCGUUCCACCCGAUGACCCCGGAGCUCGGGCAGGGCGGCUGCGCGGCGCUGGAGGACGGCGUCGUCCUUGCCCGAUGCCUCGGCGAGGCCUUCGCCGUCGGCGGGCACGGGAGCGCCGAGGCGGCCCUGGAGAAGUACGCCGGGGAGCGGAGGUGGCGCGCCGUCCGGCUGGUCACUGCCGCGUACGUCGUCGGCUUCGUGCAGCAGAGCAGCAACCCGGCGAUCAAGUUCCUGAGGGAGAGGUUCCUGUCCGGGUUGCUGGCCAGAGUGAUGGUCGACAUGGCCGACUUCGACUGCGGGAAGCUCUAGUAGUUAUGUCACUCCUUCACGGCAAAACGAGAACAACGAGAGAAAACGAAUCGGUUAAAACGGCAUCAAUCAAAUCGAUUUGAUGCCUGUAUUUCGACUUUUCGAGUUAAAUAAAGAAAAUAGUUUGAUACC
Messenger RNA from Triticum dicoccoides, 1589 nucleotides. RefSeq names its product monooxygenase 2-like. The transcript is spliced from 5 exons. The record is from RefSeq and is a predicted model, not a curated record. Bases 261 to 1457 code for a protein of 398 amino acids. Gene Ontology annotation, molecular function: FAD binding. NCBI's taxonomy places the organism in Eukaryota, Viridiplantae, Streptophyta, Magnoliopsida, Poales, Poaceae.